This is a messenger RNA of Thalassophryne amazonica, 2051 nucleotides long. RefSeq names its product PHD finger protein 1 (gene phf1). Lineage: Eukaryota; Metazoa; Chordata; Actinopteri; Batrachoidiformes; Batrachoididae. Gene Ontology annotation, biological process: regulation of DNA-templated transcription; chromatin organization. The record is from RefSeq and is a predicted model, not a curated record. Gene Ontology annotation, molecular function: chromatin binding; DNA binding. Gene Ontology annotation, cellular component: nucleus.
CAAAGCACGGAACAGCGAGGACGGACGGACAGGCGGCUGCUCCCCUCCACUCCUCCUGCUCCUCUUUCCUCCACCUCAUGACGGUUUGACUGACACGGGCGCUUUUUUUUUGGCACAGACAUACAUACUCAUCAUCCACUUUUUUUUUUGCAGCGCAUCGGAGCGGGCGGUAAUUGGACAGUGGAGAUCCACAGCGGCGGAUGAGAGCAUUUCAUGUCCAUCCUGGCCAGGAAUCACUGUGACCCCGACAGAAAGGAGUUCCACUUGAGAGGAUGGGGGGAGUAAGUGAAGGAGAUGAUGUGCUGGCUCGAUGGAGUGAUGGACUGCUGUACCUCGGCAAUGUGAAAAGAGUAGAUGGAGUCAAGCAGUGUUGUCUGGUGAGAUUUGAGGACAACUCAGAGUUCUGGGUCCUAAAGAAGGACAUUCACUCAUUCGCUGCUGGAGUGGAAGAAGUUUGCUGUAUUUGUGAAUCUCCGCCUCUUAAAGAACCCCUCAUAAAUUGUCUUAAGUGUCGCCAUGGUUAUCAUCUAGAAUGCCACACGCCAACCAUCGAACCGGAAGCUGACAGCAAUUCGUGGAUAUGUCGGCAGUGUGUCUUUGCAGUAGCAACCAAGAGAGGUGGGGCCCUCAAAAGAGGACGCUUCGCCCGGCUCAUGCAGUUAAUGAAGCUUCGGUUACCGUACCAGCUGUCCUCUUUAGACUGGGACCCGCAGCAUCUGACCAAUCAGCAGCAGUGUUAUUGCUACUGUGCUGGACCUGGAGAGUGGAACUUGAAGAUGUUACAGUGUGGAAGCUGUGGUCAGUGGUUUCAUGAGGCCUGCACACAGUGUCUUACUAAACCUUUACUGUAUGGAGACAGGUUUUAUCAGUUCCAGUGUUCAGUGUGUACGAAGGGACCAGAGACCAUCCAAAGACUGCCCAUGACCUGGGUGGAUUUGGCCCACCUCGUGCUCUACCACCUCUCCCUGUGCUGCAAGAGGAAAUACUUUGAUUUUGACCAUGAAAUCCUGUCCUUCACCAAUGAGAAUUGGGAGUCAUUGCUUCUAGGCGCGCUCUCUGACACACCAAGGCAAGACCGCUGUCACAAUCUCCUCAAUGCUUUGAACUCCCACAAGGACAGAUUUGUCUCUGGAAAGGAGAUCAAGAAGAAGAAGUGUCUUUUUGGACUUCAAGUUCGAGCCCCACCGCCGCUUUCAUCUGAUUCAGCCCCUCUCAUCACCGACCCACCUAUCAACAUCACACACCGGAGAAGCCCACUGUCAAUACCCUGCCAGAGGAGAGUCGGGGGGCCAGAGUCACGUAAAUCAAAGCGGCACAUCAUGGAGACACAGGCUUGUCCACCCCCAGGUGAUGUCAACUCCAUUGACCUGCUGCCAUGUUGCCAUGGGUACAUGGGUGGGGCCAGCCUUUGCAGCUCCAGGAAGUCAGAAGACGAGUUUGGCAAUUUGAGCUCUCCCCCAAAGCGGAUGCUUGCCCUGUACCACACCACUUACAACGGAAAUACUGCUCUCUCAAGGACUCUGCAUCACUGCAACAGCAUGGAGGACACCUGCAGACUGCCACCACCUUGCUUCCCUUAUCCUGUCAACUCCAGUGGCAGCCAUCACCACCUCCACCAGCACCAUCACAACCAACAACACCAGCCGGUGCAGAAGCAGCUGGAGCCCUGCGCACCUUUCCUGCUACGAGAUCUGCCGCCUUAUCAGGCCGGGGUGGGAGGAGGGGGAGGGGGAGGAGCAGGAGGAGGAGGAGCAGGGAUGGGAGCCGGGGUGGGAGGAGGGGGAGGGGUAGGAGGAGCAGGAGGAGGAGGAGCAGGGAUGGGAGUCGGAGGUGACGGGACAGUAGCAAGGAGCUGGGGAGGUGGAGAAGCGGUAAGAAUCUUGGCGAGACGAGUCACACCGGAUGGGAAGGUUCAGUACCUUGUGGAGUGGGACAACGUGAGUUUGUACUGAGACAGUGAAAGAGUGAAGUCAGAGACACAAAGACUGUUGUGCAUUUGCCACAUAACUGUGUGUAAUAUGUGGCAAUGUUUAAACUACAAGGAAACAAAA